This is a messenger RNA of Harmonia axyridis, 1957 nucleotides long. RefSeq names its product protein Lilipod. Gene Ontology annotation, biological process: signal transduction. Lineage: Eukaryota; Metazoa; Arthropoda; Insecta; Coleoptera; Coccinellidae. Gene Ontology annotation, molecular function: transmembrane signaling receptor activity. The record is from RefSeq and is a predicted model, not a curated record. Bases 299 to 1855 code for a protein of 518 amino acids. The transcript has 8 exons.
AUGUUCCCUCUCCCUCCAAGCUAAACGUCAGUUUUAAAUAGUAUUGUGAAGGAAUUUAUAUAUCGUACACAACGUUACUGUGGCUAAAAUUCUAACCGUAAGUAGCCCGCACAGUUAUUGAUAGUUAAAGAGCUUAAUUUGAGUGAAAUUCUGUGUUGAUACCUCUUGACGAUACAAAAAACAAACAGAACUUUAACCUUCAUACCACAAACAAACGAUAUCAGAUGGAAUAAACCGAUAUUAAAUUGAAAAUGAAAAUAUUUCCGAGCUUGGGGUUGUUUGUGAACACUACCAAUAGAUGAAUGAAAUGGAUGAUUAUGAAGAUGAUGAACCGGAUAUUAGAGAACAAAUUUUUCAUAACAAUGUUAGGGAGCAAAUUAUAUUUCUGCUUUUGUUCCUCCUUUUGUACCUUGUAAGUUAUGCCAUACUAAAACGUUACAAAAGAAGAAGUCAUGAGGAUUAUUACAGUGUGGACAAAGACGAAAUUACAGUCUAUAGAAUCAGUACAGCACUUUGUACUUUUUCUCUGGCUGUAUCUAUCGGUGCAUUGUUGCUCCUGCCCAUUUCCAUCGUUUCAAAUGAGGUUCUCAUCAUCUAUGCUAACAGUUACUACAUAAAAUGGUUGAACAGUUCCUUGAUACAGGGUCUCUGGAAUUAUGUAUUCCUAUUCUCAAACUUGUCCCUGUUUGUGUUCUUACCUUUCGCUUAUUUAUUCACUGAAUCUGAAGGCUUCUUCGGCUAUCGCAAGGGCAUCUUGGGUAGAGUAUAUGAAACAUUUACAGUAUUAGGCCUUUUGGGCGUGUUGGUGCUUGGCAUGACUUAUGUGAUAUCUGCACUUAUCGAUGAAGAAAAUUCUAGUUUGUACAGACUGCUAAAUUUAUGGAACUACUAUUUACCAUUGCUGUAUUCCUGCAUAUCCUUCUUUGGCGUUUUACUACUGCUUGUAAGCACCCCGCUGGGCUUCAUCCGCCUGUUCGACGUCAUGGGCAAGUUCUUUAUCAAACCCCAAUUCAUUAGAGACGUCAACGAAGAAUUUUACGCUUGCGCAAUGGAAGAGGAAAGUCUGAGAAGAAGACUGAAACAUGCACAAACCAAUGGGAAGUUUUAUACCAAUGUUCCACCCCUCUCCGAAAACUUGGCGUCCAAUAGUCAGGACGACGAGUAUGCAUUACCCAACGAGGUGAGAAAGCUCAGGAAUGGAGAGUUACAGAUCGCCUUGGGGACCUUGCUGUCCGAUUUGGAGGGGAGGAGGAAAUUUUUAGAUAAACAGAGAAGCUCGUCUUCUCUCUUAAAGAAUGUGAUAUAUCCAGUUGCUAUGCUGAUUUUGAUUGGUCUUACCGGCAUAGCUGUACUUUAUGUGAUACAAAACACUGUGUCAUUAUUGAUAGGUAUUCAGGCGUUACCUGCAAGCUCUCAGCAAUUCACUUUAGGAGUGACUUCGCUGUCGAAGUUGGGCACUCUAGGCGCAGCAGUAGAAAUUCUGUUGAUCGUGUAUUUCGUGGCUACAUCCUUUAUUGGAUUAUAUACCACACCCUUGAUGAGGAGAAUCAGACCAACCCCCAAAAGCACUCCUUUUAUUCUUGUAAUAGGUAACUGUGCCUUGGUGCUUAUCCUCAGUUCAGCACUCCCAGUUUUAUUGAAGAUUUUAGGAAUAACCAAUUUUGAUCUGCUGGGUGAUUUUGGAAGAAUUGAAUGGCUGGAUGAGUUAUUUGUGGUUGUUGCAUACAACGUUUUAUUUGCUGCUAGUUCGAUGCUGUGUGUUUCUAUGAAGUUCUCUGCCCCUGUGAGGAAAGAGUUGUAUGCCAGAUUUGCAGAGAGCUAUAGAAUGUUGAUAAAUUUGUCAUUUUUGAAGUGAUUUUUUGUAAUAUACUAUCGUUUUAGAUAUUGUAAGAAUCAUAAGACUGAUAUUGUAAAUUUGAUCUGGUUUGAUUUUAGACAAAAUAAAUAAUGUUACCUA